AUGAACAACUAUAAUGAAUCUAUCCAGAAGUCACAGUCUGAAUCGGAGACAGUGAAGCCCCAUCAUUCUUUCUUUCAUGGAAGAUUCUCUAUUGAAGAAGGUGGCAUCGAACGGGUCACCGAUGAAGAGCGACAACAGAAUACAACCAAGUUCUGGCAUGCUGCUACAUUCUGGUUCAGUGCAAACAUGGCCGUGGCCACCCUCAACAUAGGCUCCCUAGGAGGUUCUAUGGGCCUUCCGUUCUGGGACUGUUUCAUCGUCAUACUCCUGGUCAAUAUCACAAGCAACUUGUUACCAGCCUGGACAUCUGUAUUUGGGUUAACCGGGCUACGCAUGACAACGUUCUCACGAUACUCAUUCGGCUACUGGGGAAACAUGCUCGUCGUCAUAUUCUCCAUGAUCGCCACAACAGGUUGGAAUGCAAUCAACUCCAUCUCCGGUGCAGCUGUGCUGCAUGCCCUGUCAGAUGGCCGAUUUCCCAUAUGGGCCGGCGUCAUCGUGAUCUGUGUGGCUGUUUGGGUUAUCUGCGUUCUAGGUAUCAACUGGAUUCAUCGUAUUGACACAUUUAUCUGGAUCCUGCCUUUGAUUGUGUGGUGUGUUGCAGCUGGAACUGGUGCUUCUCAGCUCACCAGCGAGGACCAUGCACAACUUCAGGGCACGGAUAAAGCUGCUGCUAUUCUUACGUUCAUGGCUUUGAUUUUCUCCUUCUCGGUCUCCUGGGUGAAUUGCGCGGCGGAUUAUAAUGUGCGCAUGCCCAAGGAUACACCGCGCUGGAAGAUCUUCAGCGCUACCUAUGUGGGCAUAUUUGUUCCUACUGUGCUUGUCCAGACUCUUGGUGCGGCUUUAUAUACAGGUACGAUCACGAAUUCAGCAUGGAAAGAGGCGUAUACGGUGUCCUCGAUUGGAGGGUUGCUCAAGAUGGCAUUAGAGCCCGCAGGGGGUUUUGGGAAGUUCUUGAUGGUGCUUGCAGCAUUGAGCUCAAUUCCAAAUAACAUCCCAAACAACUACUCCUUUGCACUACACGCACAGAAUCUGGGACCGUGGGCUGUGCGCAUUCCCCGUGUGGUUAUGGUCACCUUUGGAUUUAUCGCGGCGAUAAUAAUCGGCUGUUGUGCAGCUAGAUAUUUCUCUGAUACCCUAGAGACAUUGCUUAGCGUGAUUGGGUAUUGGACUAUAAUCCAUAUCACUGUAGUGAUUGAAGAACAUUUCAUUUUCCGGCGUGGGUGGAAUGGAUAUGAUUUCGAUGCUUGGAACAGCAUCGCUUAUUUGCCAUUUGGAUGGGCUGCGAUCGGGGCUUUCGCCUUCGGGUUCGUGGGUGCUGCCCUUGGUAUGAAAACCGCGUGGUAUUCAGGUCCUAUUGCUUCUUUGAUUGGCAACCAAGGUGCAAAUAUAGGUCACGAGUUGACAUUUGCGUUCUCUGGAGUCGCAUUUCCUCUGCUUCGGUGCCUUGAAAAGCAUUAUGGGGGCAAGUGA
Molecule: messenger RNA, 1473 nt
Organism: Penicillium robsamsonii
Lineage: Eukaryota; Fungi; Ascomycota; Eurotiomycetes; Eurotiales; Aspergillaceae
Product: purine-cytosine permease family protein
Exons: 4
Coding region: 1-1473 (490 amino acids)
Biological process (GO): transmembrane transport
Cellular component (GO): plasma membrane
Molecular function (GO): transmembrane transporter activity
Source: RefSeq, a predicted model, not a curated record